Meloidogyne enterolobii is the source of this 1812-nucleotide messenger RNA. Lineage: Eukaryota; Metazoa; Nematoda; Chromadorea; Rhabditida; Meloidogynidae. The record is from the annotation of a GenBank genome assembly.
AUUCCUUUUUUCUACUUUUCCCUAGAGUAACAACUACCUUUUUCUCUUUAAUUCAUUUUCCAUUUUACCAAUUCUCGACAACCGCGUGUUUCUUUUAUUCAAUAAAUUUAUUCCAAUUCCUCGUAUCGCUCAAUUGUACUACAAUUAUUACUUGGUGGUUGCCCCCUUUCCCCUGCCCCUUUUUCCUCUUUUUUUCAAUACAUUUCCGUUAUUUUUCAAGAGAAUAUUUAACUCUUUUUCCCACAUAUUCCUGCACCAAUUAAGUUUUUUUUUCUUCAAUUUAUCUUGCGCAAAAUAAAAUUUUUUGUCUUCUAAUUUAACAAUUUUAUAAUUAAAAUAGUCAAAAUAAUUUUUUUUAUUUUAAAAAUUAAUUUUUUUCUUCCAAAAAUAAAUUAAAAAUGACAUUUAGCGAAGAGAAAAAAACAAUAUUAUUUCACCAAAAUUUUAUUUUUCAAAUCAUUUUAUUUUUUUUUUAAAUUUUCAUCCAUUUCCUUUAUUAACGCCCACAUAGAUUUACUCCCUAUAUAUUUUUCUAUUUAAGAAAAUAAUAUUUCUGCGAUUAAAAUGCCAUUGGCUAAAUGAGAAAAAUAUUAAUUUUAAUAAUUUACACAUCAUUUUGAAUAUAAGGAGCUUUUACUAAGCUGAUCUAUUGAAAAGAGGAAACGGUGUUUUAAACUGGAGUGGUCAAUGGAGAUUGAAAAUAUUGUUGCUAACACGGCCAGGACCGGUGGGCAAAGGAAAGGAAAAAGUAAAAAAUGGCGUCAUUACCUUCAAUUUCCUCACUACUCACAAUGUCUUCCAAUAAAAAAUGACAUUGACUUGAGUUAUCCCUUUAUUGUCGAAAAACAACCAAUUGGCCGGUUACUUUUUAAAAGAUUUUGUGAACAACAAAAACAAGAAGAUUUGGCUAUUUGUUGGCGAUUUUUAGAAAGGGUGGAAGAAUAUGAAACUAGUGACAAUGACCCAGAACAAAGACGUAGAUUAGCUGGCGCUAUGGCCCGCCUUUUUGAUGAACAAUUAGCCUUAACAGAAGGAAAUCAGUCUCAACAAAAUGCUAAAAAUCAUUCAGAAAUAGCUAAUACAGAGAAUAGUGCAAAUAAAACUUUAGUUAAUGGUGACGGACCGCCUCUAUCCCCUUCUUGUUCACCCAGCUCCAUUUCUGCCACCCAACAAAAUAAAUUGCUCAAUGAUAAAUUCAUUCAAAAAUGUGUGCGGAUAUCGACAGAUGCAGCUAAUUCAACUGGCCAACCCUCAACUACUUUGUUUGCUGGACUUGCAAAAGAAGUCAGACGUUCAUUAGCUGGCGAACCUUUCAAGCAAUUUAUGGAAACAAUUUAUUUUCAUCGUUAUUUACAAUGGAAAUGGCUAGAGAUGAGACCUGUAGACAAACAUACUUUUAGGCUUUACCGAAUACUUGGAAAGGGGGGAUUUGGUGAAGUUUGUGCUUGUCAGGUCAGAGCCUCAGGCAAAAUGUACGCCUUGAAAAAAUUGGAAAAGAAGCGGGUAAAAAAGAGACAUGCAGAAUCUUUAACUUUAAACGAGAAACAAAUACUUCAACGAAUAAAUUCACCUUUCGUCGUUAGUUUAGCUUAUGCCUAUGAAACAAAGGAGGCUUUGUGUUUAGUGUUGACUUUAAUGAAUGGAGGAGAUCUCAAAUUCCACCUCUACACACUCUCCCCUGGUGGAUUCGAUGAAAAACGUGCUCAAUUUUAUGCAGCAGAAAUUACUUUAGGUCUUCAACAUUUACACAGAGAGAGAAUUCUUUACAGAGAUUUAAAACCAGAAAAUAUUUUACUUGAUGAUUAUGGCUAG